Penicillium nucicola is the source of this 765-nucleotide messenger RNA. RefSeq lists its product as uncharacterized. The record is from RefSeq and is a predicted model, not a curated record. Bases 1 to 765 code for a protein of 254 amino acids. The transcript is spliced from 6 exons. NCBI's taxonomy places the organism in Eukaryota, Fungi, Ascomycota, Eurotiomycetes, Eurotiales, Aspergillaceae.
AUGCGGUACAGCUACGCCCUCGUUCCUCUCGUCUCCGCCAUGCAGGCCAUGGCCAUCGACGCCGACACCUGGUACUUCGGAAACAGUCUCUUCUAUCUCGGACCUCCUUCUGGAAACUCGGCCAUCACCAAGGCGACCUACUCCAUUGUUCCUCCUACUGCCCCCAGCAGCGCAAAGGUCUCCAAGUCCAGUGAUGAAGUCUGGGUUUCUGUCUGGGUUGGCGCUUCCUCAACCGCCGGCGAUGACAAUGCCAAUCUCUACCAGCCAAUUUUCAAUUGGUCCCUGGAUCAGGAGUCUCAGGGAUGUCCUGCGUCUGUCGAUGAGUGGUGUGUCGCAGCUAGCACUUAUACUCCCGAUGGUCAGCUUGGUCAAGCCUAUGUUACAGUCCCUAAUAAUACCACGGUCGAUUUCGAGAUCGCUGUCGAAAAUCAGAAGGUCGUUCAAACUGUCACCAUGGACGGGAAGGUUGUGUCAAAGGAAAGCGAUGUUCUCGACUCUCCCCUGAAGUACCUCUACUCCAGCAAUGAGUGCUACACCGGCUCCGGAAGCUGUGGUUCGCUCGCCGGUUACUAUAUCAACAACCUUACUGUCACACUCAGUGAGGCCGAUGCCAAGUUUGACCAGGUUAUGGCCCUCGACGGCGUUACCGAUGACGGUUUCACUACCUCUGACGGUGGUCUGACCUGGCACACCGAGUGGGUCAAGGUUGAGAGUGUCGACUUCGACUCCAAUGGCGUCGAGAGCGACUACAGCGACAGCUCUUAA